AUGGCGUUCCCGGAUGCUCCGGUCCGAGAGACCAAAUCCCCUAAGUAUGAGUGGCCGCGUCAUCUCCUCUUCUCAACCAUGAUUACUUUCUACGACAUCCCGUUCACUGUCCCGGGGAGGGCUCUUUCUCCUUACACAUGGAUUACAAAGUGCUGCCUCAAAGUGAAAGGACUCGAAUUCAACACCGAAUGGGUUGACCUCGUCGACAUCACGCCUCUCUGCAAGAAAAUUGGAGCAGAGCCGACAAUAGUUACCAGCGAUGGGAGAGAGAUGUACACUCUUCCCGUGAUUCAUGACCCCUCGACUAGAAAAACCAUCUCGGACUCCUUCAAGAUCGCCCAGUACCUCGACGAAGCCUACCCGGAAACCCCCAGGAUCGUUCCGCCUGGAACGACCUCGCUUCAUCGUGCAUUCAUGUCCGCUGUGCACAAAUUGGAGGCGGAUAUCUACCCGCUCAUCAUCGCUACCACCUUUGCACAUGUUCCAGAAAGCAGUCGCGAAUAUUUCAGGCGCACGCGAGAGGCGUUUCUCAAGAAACCACUCGAAGAAGUCUCUCGUACAGCAGAUGAGGCGAAGGAAACUUGGGAAAAGGUCAAGGCCUCGUUCGCUGUCUUCGAUAGCUGGUAUGAGAAGGACGCAGUCUUUAUCGGUGGGAAGGAGCCUUGCUUCGCAGAUCUCAUGCUCGCGGGCAGGAUCUUCUGGAUUCGCAGUGUGUUCGGGGAGGAGAGUAUAGAAUGGAAAAACGUGGAGGGUUGGAACCAUGGUAGAUGGAACAAAUUGUUACGGACAUUCGAAGAGAAAUAG
Molecule: messenger RNA, 804 nt
Organism: Cyclocybe aegerita
Lineage: Eukaryota; Fungi; Basidiomycota; Agaricomycetes; Agaricales; Hemipholiotaceae
Source: the annotation of a GenBank genome assembly